GGCAGUUUUACAAAGUUCAGAUGGCAAAUAAGUAAAGGAUUUUAUAAUUUUCUUUCCUUAAAAUGAGAAUGAAUUUAGAGAGUACUGAAGUUGAAUAACAUUAUAUCAAAAUAUAAAAAAAUGUCUAAGGGUAAUUCGCUUGUGGUUGCAGCAUUAGAUUUCGGAACAACUUAUUCCAGCUGGGCAUUUUCGUUUAAACAUGAAUAUGAAAUGGAACCGACAAAGGUGACUGCAAAACAAUGGUACGGAUUUGAAUCAGCUGUGUCCUUGAAAGCUCCAACUUCAAUAUUGAUCAAGCCUGAUGGUGAAACCUUUCACUCGUUUGGUUUUGAGGCGGAAACAGACUAUGCAUCACUUGCUGAAGAAAAUCAACAUAAGGAUUACUUCUACUUUCAAAGAUUUAAAAUGCAACUUUACGACAAGAUGACUUUAGGACAGACUUUCAAAAUUCAAGACAUCGCAGGAAAGUCUCUGUCAGCAAACGUGGUUUUUAGCCUGUCGAUUAAAUACCUCAAAGAUGACCUUUUAGAAACUAUAAGGUCGAGACUUCUGGACAAAACUAUUUUAGAAUCAGACAUACAUUGGGUAUUAACAGUGCCCGCAAUCUGGAAUGAUGUUGCAAAACAGUUUAUGCGAUCAGCUGCUGAAAACGUAUGUUGUUAAAGAAUUUGUUUAUAAAUGUUUAUUACAAAUGCAUUGGAAUUUUAAAAGCUUCAAAGCCAUAUUGAUAUCUAACGUAUCAUAUAUAUGUUUUUCCGUUUCUAAUCAUUAUAAAUUUAAAUGAAAAUACUGCUAACAAAACACAACAAAAACAUUAUAUACCCAAGAUGAAAAGAUUCAAAUAAGACAAGUAGUUUUGUUAAAUGCAUGGCCGAGCACCACUAUAAAAAGAAUUUUACUAAUUAACUGAAACUUUAAAUAUAGCAACUGUAAAUAUUAAGAAGCUCAUAUAUCUUUUUCAGUUUUAAAACUUCCCCUUGUUUGUAAUUUUCACCCAUGCCACUAAGCGACAGAAAACUGUAUACUCCCUCCUAAAUGCACUAAUAAUAAGGAAGAGCAGAGUCAGCUGCGUAAUCUAACAAUUUAUGGGUUUUGGGUACCGGUCCGUGACACGCUAGCAAAAUUUUAUUUGCAAUUCCAUUUUAUAAAUUUAGAUAUCAAAUAUUUUCGUGAUACUGUAUAGAUUGUAAAUGUUUUACCAUACCUUAUUUAACAGGUGUAAGCCCUCUCGCUUAGCUAGUUAAUUAAAAAUGUAGGUACAUGGAAAAAGAGGGUUUAGUGCUACAGCCUUUGUCGAGGGACACGUUUCUCGUUUCACUAAAAAAAACUGAACUGAAAUAUUUCGUACAACACCUCUGAUUCAUAAUAGGUUAGUGGUUAAUUUCCCGUCGGU
This is a messenger RNA of Ruditapes philippinarum (Manila clam), 1393 nucleotides long. Its product is annotated as heat shock 70 kDa protein 12B-like. NCBI's taxonomy places the organism in Eukaryota, Metazoa, Mollusca, Bivalvia, Venerida, Veneridae. The record is from RefSeq and is a predicted model, not a curated record. The transcript is spliced from 3 exons. Bases 121 to 663 code for a protein of 180 amino acids.